Messenger RNA from Adelges cooleyi (spruce gall adelgid), 2542 nucleotides. Its product is annotated as neurotrimin-like. The record is from RefSeq and is a predicted model, not a curated record. Lineage: Eukaryota; Metazoa; Arthropoda; Insecta; Hemiptera; Adelgidae. The coding region runs from base 182 to 1528 and encodes 448 amino acids. The transcript is spliced from 10 exons. Gene Ontology annotation, cellular component: neuron projection.
GCACACGGUUGACACGCCGCACUAAUGCCGCCACUAACGGACAGUCGACCGGUCGUCACGCGUGUCCAAGUCGACGUCGUCGUCGUCGUCGUCUUUAUCGUCUAACGUAAUAAUAAUAAUAAUAAUUUUGUCGUCCUCGAAAAAAAAAAGUUUCCCGACUGUAAUCGGUCACCAUGCCGCGAUGAAACGGCAACGUACGGCCAUGUGGUGCGUGAUCGCCACAGUGGCGAUGGCGCUCCUUUGCGAAUUGGCCACAGUGGCGACGGCAGCGGCGGUCGGCCCUUCAGUGAUUAUGGAUGAUCCAGAAUUUACGGAACCCAUAGUGAACGUGACCGUUCCCGCAGGACGCAGUGUGAAGUUGGGAUGCUCAGUCAGAAAUCUGGGAUCAUAUAAGGUGGCAUGGAUGCAUUUCGAGCAGUCGGCUAUACUGACAGUGAACAGCCACGUGAUCACGAGGAAUCCAAGAAUCACUGUUUCGCACGACAAACACCGCACGUGGUUUUUGCACAUAAGCAACGUGCAGCAAGAAGACCGGGGCCGUUAUAUGUGCCAGAUAAACACUAUCACGGCGAAAACUCAAAUAGGAUUCCUCAACGUUGUCGUGCCGCCGUCCAUUUCGGAUUCAUUGAGUAGUUCAGACGCUAUCGUUAGGGAAGGUGCAAACGUCUCAUUGACGUGUCACGUGGACGGUUAUCCGAAACCAGAAAUCAAAUGGAAACGCGACGAUGGCACACAAAUCAACAUCAACAAAACCCUUACCGUCAACGAAUGGGCAGGACAAACGUUGGAGUUGCACAGGAUCAGCCGGUUGGACAUGGGCGCUUACUUGUGCAUAGCCACCAAUUCGGUGCCACCGUCGGUCAGCAAAAGAAUCAAAGUCAGCGUGGACUUUCCGCCUAUGCUUUGGAUACCUCAUCAACUGGUGGGCGUACCGUUGGGUUACAACGUGACUCUGGAGUGUUACACGGAAGCACAUCCGACUUCGUUGCACUACUGGACUCGAGACGACGGCCAAAUGCUGCACGACAACGGCAAGUACAAACCCGUGUCCAUCCAGGGAAACCCGUCUUACAAGGUGCACAUGAAGCUCACCAUUAUGGACGUGUCCCAAACCGAUUACGGCAUGUACAAGUGUGUGGCGAAAAAUUCUCGCGGUGAGACCGACGGCGUCAUUCGGCUGUACACUUCACACCCACCCACUCUGGCACCAGAACUUCAGAGCACGGAGAACCCUUCCCCUUCUGGCAUCCCAGCUUUAGGUCCGCAAUGGCCGACCGGCAACAACGAUUUGGAAAACGGCUCGUCCAACAACAUGAACGGAAAUGAAGGGAAAAAAGCUGGCGACAACACAGUUCUAAACGAGAUCGGUCAAUCGGGACAGACGUUUGCGGCAAAACCGAAAAAUUCCAACGGCCACAAAGGGCUGUCGAAAAAUUCGACACCGGAACCCAAGAUGCCGACCGCAACAUCCUUGUUGCUGGUAACAGCCGUGGCCCGUCUAAUGAUGACCGGCGGCCAGCCGAUAUAAGACCAUAAUAUUAUCAAAAGCACGACAAAAAAUUGUUAAAAAAAAACAAACUCAAAACUACAAAAAAACAUAACAAAUUAACAAGCUCAAUCUCUGUCCCAUUCGUGUCUCGUACCCAAUUCUAAUACCGUGUAAUAUUACCACCGUACUGUCGGCUGUAUCGGUCUUCUUUCUAUCUCCAUAACUCGUUCCCCUCGCCGAGUCACAGCACAAUGAAACAAAUAAAACAAUAACACUAUUAUUAUUAGUAUUGACGACUAUAACUGUACAAGGGGGAAAUAAAGUAUGAAAUACAAUAUAUAUAUAAUAUUAAGAAGAAAGAAGUAGAGUAACACAUAACAGCAGGCAAGUUGGGGAAUACACCCUCGCCCGAUUGAUUAUAAUAUUAUUAUUAUUAUUUGCACGUUCCUCGAGUUCUAACGCAAUUAUUAUUGUAUUACUAUUAUUAUACUAUCGUAUAUUAUCAUUAUUAUUGAAUUAACGUAUUAAUUAUACAUAUAUACAUGUAUAUUUACCACUGGACGAGGAGAGUUCGUUAUUCUCGCCCAAACCGAUUUCCCAUCGUCUCUGACUCUACGCGUUAAGGGUGCAAGCAACUACCUAAAAUUAUCAUUACUACUAUUAUUAUUAUUACUACACGAGUGUGUAUAGGUAAAAAUAAAAUGACUCUAGUAUUCGGCAACGCAUACAAUAUUAUAUUAGAGAAGUGUCACAGGUAUACUACACAUUAGUUGUUUAGAACAAUAUCACUUUACGAUUUUUGUGUACAUAAUUAUAAUAAUACCUAAUAGUUUAUCGAAUCGAUUGAUUUACUUGUAUCAUGUAUCACACACUACACACACACACACACACAACAAAUUAUUAUAGGGCUAGUCAAUUUUUUGUUUAUCAAUUUUUUCCUAUAAUAACAAUUUAUACGGUUUGUAUAUUUUCUUUUUACGUUAUUCGCCGAUUAUUUUUUUACACCGAUAUUAUUUCAUACUUAAUUUGUUUUUUUUUUUUUAACAAUUAUUA